This is a messenger RNA of Lodderomyces pseudojiufengensis, 1446 nucleotides long. Its product is annotated as Zn(2+) transporter. Bases 1 to 1446 code for a protein of 481 amino acids. Gene Ontology annotation, molecular function: zinc ion transmembrane transporter activity. Lineage: Eukaryota; Fungi; Ascomycota; Pichiomycetes; Serinales; Debaryomycetaceae. The transcript has a single exon. The record is from RefSeq and is a predicted model, not a curated record. Gene Ontology annotation, cellular component: fungal-type vacuole membrane. Gene Ontology annotation, biological process: zinc ion transmembrane transport; intracellular zinc ion homeostasis.
AUGAAUAAUAAAGAAAUUAGAAUAGGUGCUCUAUUAGUAUUAGAUACUAUAUUCUUUUUAUUAGAAGCAAUAAUUGGUUAUUCAGUUCAAUCAUUAGCUUUAAUAGCAGAUUCUUUUCAUAUGUUAAAUGAUAUAAUUUCAUUAAUUAUUGCAUUAUGGGCAGUUAGAGUUAAAAAUUUAAAACCAGCAGAUGCAAAAUAUACUUAUGGAUGGCAAAGAGCUGAAAUUUUAGGUGCUUUAAUUAAUGCUGUUUUUUUAAUAGCUUUAUGUUUUACUAUAAUAAUGGAUGCUAUACAAAGAUUUUUCCUGCCUACUGAAAUCUCAAAUCCAAAAUUAAUUUUAGUUGUUGGUAUUGCAGGAUUAUUAAGUAAUGGAAUUGGAUUAGUUUUAUUUCAUGAACAUGGACAUUCUCAUCUGCAUGGUGGAAGUAGUAGUGUUGGAGGACAAUCACAUUCUCAUGCUACUAUUGAUGAAGCAAAUAUUGGAAUUGAUGAUAAUGAAGAAACUCCAUUGAUAAAAAAUGGUAACAAUCAAAAUAUUCAUAACACUUUAAGAUCUAGUCCUUCUGAAGUAUUUGAUUAUUUUCCAGAUAAUGUAGUUGAAAGAUAUAAUUCAGCAUCAAUAAGUGUAAAUAAUGAAUCAAAUCAUUCACAUUCUCAUGAUAUAAAAACUACUAAUCAACACACAAAACAAGACAACACUAAAAAAAGAAAAUCUAUGAAUAUGGAAGGUGUAUUUUUACAUGUAUUAGGUGAUGCAUUAGGUAAUGUAGGAGUUAUAAUAACAGCAUUAAUAAUAUGGAAAACUAAUUAUUGGUGGAAAUUUUAUUCAGAUCCAAUAACAUCAUUAGUUAUAACAUUAAUUAUUUUCAAUUCAGCAUUACCAUUAUGUAUAAAAUCUUCAAAAAUUUUAUUACAAGCAACACCACCAUAUAUAAAUUCAGAUGAAAUUGUUAAAGAAAUUAAAGAUUUACCAUUAGUUAAAAAUAUUCAUGAUUUUCAUGUUUGGAAUUUAAAUGAAGAUAUAUUAAUUGCUUCAUUACAUAUUGAAUUAACAGCAAAUUGUGAAAUUAAUUUACCAAAUAAUAAUACUACCAACACUACCAAAGAUAGUAAUAAUAAUCAAUCAAUAAAUAAUCAAAAUGAUUCACAAGAAAGUAUAGAUUCUUCAAAUGAUGAAACAACUAUGCAAAUAGAUAGAAAAUUAUUUUUAAUAGUUGUAUCACAAGUAAGAGAUAUAUUACAUAAAUUUGGAGUUCAUUCAGUUACAAUACAACCUGAAUUUCCAAGUACUAAAAAAUCAAAUAAUCAAUCAAAUAAAAAGAAUAAAAAAGAUAAACAUACCAACAAUAAUAGUAACGAUGAAUCAAAUACUUUUGGUAAUACUUCUAAAUCCAUAUGUUUAGUUGAUGGAUAUACUAAUUGUGAUACAGAAAGCUGUCAUUAA